AUGACAACAAAAAACCCCAAAAAACAUGGCAAAAUCAUCUUCUUAACCAAACUUCAAUUGAAAUGUUUAACCAUCAUGAUUUCUUUCGCUUUAACCGGUAUGGUUAGCAUUCAAGAAUAUGUCAUCCUUGGUUUCUCCUACAUAUACUUGCACAUCCUUUCUAAGUUUGCCUUCCCUAAUACCUCUCCGAUCAACCCAUCAGUAUUCGCCUCAAUUUUUCCGAGAAGCAAAACGAAUGACGCUUAUGUGCUCUUAACCGCGAUCAUUGGAUUGUUUUUACCCAUAACGUACAUCUUUCAUGGGGUGUUGGAAGGUAACAAAAGUAGGAUAGAAGCGGCUGUUCCUCAUGUUUUUCUCCUUGCAAGUCAAGUUUUCAUGGAAGGUGUUGCAUUUUCAAGCGGGUUUUCUCUGCCUGUUUUUGUUUUCGUACCCGUUUUCUACAAUUCCUACAGGUUGUUCUCCAUUAAGGCAUGGGUCGAGAAUGCGUUUUUGAAAGUCGAGGAUGGUAGUUUGAUGGUUGGAAAAGCUCUUGCGCUUGCUAAUGUUGGGAUAUGGACUUAUAAUUUGUUUGGGUUUUUGCUUCCUGAUUUUCUUUCUAAAGUUUUGAAGGCAUACUACUCAUUACCAUUUAUGGAUAUGGGGGUUAGCCUUUUCCUUGCCCCAAAGAAAGAAUCUCUUCAAUUCUUUCUGGCCAACCUGAAUUCAAUAUCCGAGCAAAAUUCUCUAUUUCCCUAUAGUAAAAGUGAAAAAGAAAACUGA
Molecule: messenger RNA, 759 nt
Organism: Amaranthus tricolor (Joseph's coat)
Lineage: Eukaryota; Viridiplantae; Streptophyta; Magnoliopsida; Caryophyllales; Amaranthaceae
Exons: 2
Coding region: 1-759 (252 amino acids)
Source: RefSeq, a predicted model, not a curated record